This is a messenger RNA of Lachancea dasiensis, 1386 nucleotides long. Lineage: Eukaryota; Fungi; Ascomycota; Saccharomycetes; Saccharomycetales; Saccharomycetaceae. The record is from the annotation of a GenBank genome assembly.
AUGGGAGUUAAGAAAAGACCACUUUCAACUGACAAUGGCUCUAGAAUCAGUACCAAGAGGGCAGAUUCGUAUGAUUCGAAUUCUCUAUUAAGCGCUUUCAAAUCUCUGGGGCGAAAGAGACCAGGAAUUCAGCAAGUCAUCCGUAAAAGCAGCGUCUUUGUGCCAAUAACAGAUACAGACAUACAGUUUUAUCAACACUCAAAACUCGCAAACGAAAUCAAGGAAGACACUUUGCAGUUUGUACACCACCAAGAUGGUUUAGCCUACAUAUGCAUUCAGGACUUUAGUGCUCUGGAGCUCGCUUUAGCACUUGGGUUUAUAUUGGGCAACAAGGGCAAACGAUGGUUUGCAAAAGAGAAUAAGGAUUCCAUGGUUGUUCCUCGAAAAGUCCCUUUACGCGGAAGCUUUUAUAUUCAUAAAACGUGUAAAGUUAACCAAAAGACCAACGACAUACCCGAUGGAAUCACAAUAUCCAAAUAUAUUCAGCUGAACGAUUUCAUAGAGAUUUCAAUUGAGCAAUACGGCGUGGGUCCCUUGAUGGAUGCAAUUAUCAAGCUAUCCAUUGGUAUGGUAUUUCGCAAGUCUCCUGCCCAAGUUAACUGCGAGUUUUCAAAUAGUUUACGAGAAUCAAAACUGAGAAGCCAAAUCGCAAUGACCACAGUUCCAUUCUUAGACAAAAACCUAUUGAUAGAUGAAGAUGAACUAUUCAAGAGUAAUGGCCCUGCCCUACAGAAAAGUCAGGAUCUAUUAAAUGCUUACGUGAAUAGUCUGCGAGAAUAUAACGAAGCUAUACCAACUCUGGAAAAGGGUGAUAAAAAUGCGUCCCGUGCCUCACCGCAGCCAGUCGUAACGAAAAAAGCACCGGCUCCCGCAUCUACGAGCCGUUACAGUGGCACCAGAAGCGUAGGUCAGUCCACCAGUAGAUACGGCAUGCCCAACGGAGGAAGUGCUGGUAACAACAAUGGUCGAACGCUGAACCCCCAGUCUCGAAGCUUGACCUCAAACUAUCUCACUCAAGAGCAGGUCAAAGAGUAUUCUAUCGCUACUGUUAAAGCUUCGAUAGAGGCCGUGCAGAGCAAAUCGCCUUACCAGAUUCUGAAAACUUAUAUCAAAUUCCCGCGUCACGACUAUAUCGACCUCCUGUACGACAAGCUCCACGAUAUGAGGCAAGAGACCAAUUGUAAUGUAGUCGUCAUGAACUUGAAUAACGUUCAUGAGUCCACUUCGUGGUUUGACUCGCUGGAUGUCGCCAAACACAUGGAAAAUGCAAAAAUUACAUCAGUGCCACAUCCGAGCACAGUAAGGGUAGUGAGCAUUGGUGGGAUAGGUGAGCACAAUGUAAAGGCACUUCGGCUGCUUCUAGAUGUGCUGAAUACCAAGGUAUGA